Messenger RNA from Perca flavescens (yellow perch), 3674 nucleotides. It is a transcript of the gene pank4, whose product is annotated as pantothenate kinase 4 (inactive). NCBI's taxonomy places the organism in Eukaryota, Metazoa, Chordata, Actinopteri, Perciformes, Percidae. The transcript has 20 exons. The coding region runs from base 36 to 2384 and encodes 782 amino acids. Gene Ontology annotation, cellular component: nucleus; cytosol. Gene Ontology annotation, biological process: coenzyme A biosynthetic process. Gene Ontology annotation, molecular function: pantothenate kinase activity; ATP binding. The record is from RefSeq and is a predicted model, not a curated record.
GCACGCACGCACGCAGCGUCAAAUCGUUGCCGACCAUGGCGGAAUUUGUUCGAGUUGACAGCAGCACAAGUGGUCAUACCAUGGAUAAAAGCAUUACUCUUCCGCCAGAUGAAAUAUUCCGCAAUUUGGAAAACGCAAAGCGAUUCGCAAUAGACAUAGGUGGAUCUCUCACAAAGCUUGCCUACUACUCAACUGUACAACACAAGGUGGCCAAAGUACGAUCCUUCGACCACACUACAAAGGAGGCUACCGGUGACAACCUCUAUGAAAUAUCCGUGCAGGAAGAGGUCACUGCACGCCUGCACUUUAUCAAGUUUGAAAAUGCUUACAUUGAAACAUGCUUGGACUUCGUCAAAGACCACCUGGUCAACACGGAAACCAAAGUUAUCAAAGCCACAGGUGGAGGGGCGCACAAGUUCAAAGAACUCAUUGAGAGGAAACUCGGACUCAAAGUGGACAAAGAGGAUGAGAUGACCUGCCUCAUCAAAGGAUGUAACUUUGUGCUGAGGAAUAUACCCCACGAGGCUUUCGUGUACGCCAAGCAUGCAGACUCAGAGUUCCGCUUCCAGACGACUCAACCAGACAUCUUCCCUUACCUGCUUGUAAACAUCGGCUCUGGGGUGUCCAUAGUCAAGGUGGAAUCCGAGGACAAAUUUGAGCGAAUAGGAGGAAGCUCAAUAGGUGGAGGGACGUUCUGGGGCCUUGGAGCCUUGCUCACCAAAACUAAGAGAUUUGACGAGUUGCUACAGUUGGCCUCAAAGGGGCAGCACACAAGUGUCGAUAUGCUCGUCAAAGAUAUCUACGGAGGAUCUUAUGGGUCUUUAGGCUUGACUGGAGAUCUUAUUGCAAGCAGUUUUGGAAAGUCUGCAACUGCUGACAAAGAGUUCUCUAAAGAAGACAUGGCCAAGAGCUUACUCCAUAUGAUCAGCAACGACAUCGGGCAGCUGGCCUGUCUGUAUGCUAAACUCCACAACCUCUCCCGAGUGUACUUUGGAGGCUUCUUCAUCAGAGGACACCCCGUCACCAUGCACACAAUCACCUACAGCAUCAACUUCUUCACCAAGGGUGAAGUUCAGGCCUUGUUUCUAAGACAUGAAGGCUAUCUCGGAGCCAUUGGAGCAUUUCUUAAAGGAGCAGAGGAGGACAAUCCAAACCAGUACAGUUGGGGUGAGAACUACGCGGGAAGCUCGGGCCUGAUGAGCGUGUCUCCAGAUAUGAAUCCCAUGCAACGUGCACGUAGCGGAACAUUUUGCUUUGACAUGUUGGAGAUGGACCGCCUGGAGGGGAAGCUGGUGAACCUGCCUCUGCUGCAGGACGCUUCGUCUUACAUCCCCGACACCGUGGACCUCACCGAGGACGCGCACGCCCGCGAAUACUGGCUCUACUGCUUCGAAGAGGCCCUAGACGGGGUGGUCAAGAGAGCUGUAGCGAGCCAGCCUGACAUGCCGGAGGCAGCCGAGCGAGCCGAGAAGUUCCGCCAGAAAUACAGACACAAGCUUCAGACCCUCCGCCACCAGCCUUUUGCUUAUGGAUCCCUCACUGUCAGAAGUCUGUUAGACACGAGGGAACACUGUUUAAACGAGUUCAACUUUCCUGAUCCCUACUCUAAGAUUAAACAGAGGGAAAAUGACAUGGCUCUCAAGUACUACCAGAAGGCAGUGAAGUGCCUGGACGAGUUGAGCUGGGAGGAGAGACAGUACGCCCUGGUCAGGGGCGUCCUGGCUGGGAAUGUCUUUGACUGGGGAGCCAAGGCCGUGUCCGACGUCCUCGAAUCUGAUCCUGAGUUUGGGUUUGAGCAGGCUAAACGACAAUUGGAAGAGCGGCCGUGGCUUGUCGAUUCCUAUGACCAGUGGUUUGAGAGACUAAAGGGUCCUCCUCAUAAGUGUGCCAUGUUUUUCGUAGAUAAUAGUGGAGUAGACAUCAUUCUAGGGGUGAUGCCUUUUGUCAGAGAGCUUCUCUCCAGAGGAACAGAGGUUGUUUUGGCCAGCAACUCCGGUCCGGCUUUAAAUGACGUAACGAACGGUGAACUGCAGAUAUUGACCGAGAGCAUCGCUGCCAUGGAUCCAGUGAUUCAGGCCGGUCUGAGGGAGGACAGGUUGACGUUGGUCCAGAGUGGUUCCAGUUCACCCUGCCUGGAUCUGAGUCGUCUAGACAAAGUGCUGGCGAUGGUGGUGCGGGAGCGAAAAACCGACCUGGUGAUCAUCGAGGGAAUGGGCCGAGCCAUUCACACCAACUACUACGCCAUGCUCCGCUGCGAGAGCCUCAAGAUGGCCGUCAUCAAGAACUCGUGGCUGGCCGACCGCCUGGGAGGAAAGCUGUUCAGCGUGGUCUUCAAGUACGAGGUGCCGGCUCCCAGCCAACACUCCGCUCUGACGCCCUCAUGAGAGCGCCGGAGGCUCGCGCUUGAGCAGGACAGAACACCAAAGUCGAGCAACCGCGACGGAUGAGCUCUGAAUGUCAGGAUGAUGGCCGUAUGCUGUCACUAAGUCAAUGGCUGAUAUAUAAAGCUGGUUUAAAAAAAAAAAAAGAGAGAGAAGAGUUUUAAAGGUGGUCAUCGACAGGGAGCUUUUUACAUUUCAUUUUAAAACGUUGUUGAUUUUAGUUCUGGUUUCAUCAACAUGAUUGCUUUUUUUUGCAGGUUGUCCAAUAUCCUGUCCAAUCACUUAAGUUUGCUACUAUCAUUACUGCCUGUUGAUCUCAUUCAGCAUCUGGAGUAUGUCUUCACGUGCAGUCAUCACUGGAUGUGUUAGGUCAACUUUAACAGCCUGUUAUGACUGAUGAGAUCUUCAGCUUGUAGAAAAAUCAAUUUAGCAUCAGGACAUGCUACAAACACAACACUGUGCACCCAUAUGGGCGAAUGCCAUUCUUUGGCUGGUGUGUGUUAGAGAGAGAGAGCGAGAGAGAGAGAGAGACGCAGGGGUAAUUACAGCUUUCAGCAGUAACGCUUUUUACAUAAAGUGUGUUUAAUGUGCCUUGAGGCCAAUGUGAUAAAAGCAACAUUCACUCCGACUGCGUAAAAUACCACACAAAUAUCGACUUUUGUUUCCCAGCAACCUAACGCCACAGACUAGGAAGAGUCUCCUGUUCUUUUAUUACUGCCAGGGAUUGAAUUGAGAUUUUAAAAAUGAAUCCUUGUCACUGUCACGUGUGUAGCUGUUAAGAUGGCAUCAGGGAAAAUGUUUGAUCAGCUCUCGGUCACAAAGAGGUUUGGUCGUGUUCCUCCACAAGGUGGCAGUAUUCUACUGCAACGUUUUUUUUUUCUUCUUUUGAAUGAUUUCUCAAAUCUUUACCAAGGUGCUUGGUGUCAAAAUUAACACUACAUAAUUCAGGUUAAAUAUUCUAACUGUCUCUGAUUAAAGCGUCCCAUUUUGUCACGGAAUUACUGUAAUUAGCUGGCAUGUACAAGUGCAAGUUGUAGUCAGAAAUGCAACUGUUUGAAGGCAAUAAUACUGCAGCACCUAGUUGUAACGAUCAUCAAACACUGCGCGAUUGUGAUGUGGCCGACUGUAUUGGCGAAUUCAUCGUAAAAAUCUGAAUUUAAGGCAGUAUGUGAUUUUAAAAGCCUUUGUGAAAAUGUUUCCUAAAGUGAGAGUUGCUGGACACAAGGACUCACAUUGCAAUAUUGUGUGUGUGUGUGUGUGUGUGUGUGUGUGUGUGUGUGUGUGUGUGUGUGU